Messenger RNA from Miscanthus lutarioriparius, 966 nucleotides. The record is from the annotation of a GenBank genome assembly. Lineage: Eukaryota; Viridiplantae; Streptophyta; Magnoliopsida; Poales; Poaceae.
AUGGACAUGGGUGUUGAGAGCCAGCGGGAGUUGACGGCCGCGCCGGCGGCGGGGACCGGCACGGAAAGCAGGCCCCCAGGCGGGAGCGGGCGGAAGCACCUCUCCUCCAUCGCCAACCACGUGCUCCGGCAAUGUUCAUUGACAUUGGACAGGAGUGUCAAUGAUUUGGUGGCAGACUGCGAGUUGGGCUUAAAGACUGCAGCAGUUGGCAACUAUUCAAGAAAACUAGUUGAGUUUUGCAGUCUUCAGGCCCUGCAAAUUAUCGCAUCACAUGAUAUUGGGGAGAAGAUAAGUGACGGUUCGCUAAGUCGGUUCACCUUCGAUAUGAUGCUAGCUUGGGAAACCCCUACCCCAUCGGAUCAACAGGUCACCAUGGAGAGCAUAGCGAAAGAAAGGGAAGAUAGGAAGGAGCCACUUGGAGAAAAUGAAGCUGUGAUGGGUGAUGAGACGUCACUGUUCUAUUCAGAUAUCAUGCCUCUUCUUGUGAAUGAAGAGCCAACUGUUGGGGAAGAAGCGUACGUGUGGUUUGGAUCUGUAUUCCCUUUGGCUUGUGACGUGGUUAAUGCUCGAUUCACAUUUGAAGCUCUCACUGCUACCACAGCUAACAGGCUGCAUUAUCCUGCUUAUGACAGAUUCCUGAAAGAAAUGGAUAAGUCCUUCAAAUUCUUUCAAGAUUUGCCAGCUCCAACUGGAAUUGAAUUCGCUGAAGAUGAAUUCAUUUUGCACAUGGAGGGCACAGCAGGAACACAAAGGGUAGUGAGGCACAUUGGAAGCACUAGUUGGCCAGGCCGAGUGACUCUGACGAACAAGGCACUAUAUUUUGAGGCUUCUGGAAAAAAUUCAUACGAAGCUGCCAUCAAGGUUGAUCUUUCAGACACUAGAAUAGAACACCAAAUUAGCACUGUUUCAUCAGGCCCUUUUGGUGUGCCUUUGUUUGACAAAGCCAUUGUGUUUGAGUCACUGUGA